CGAGAUAGUCGGGCUAGACCGCUCCGCGGCAGAGACGUGCCGUCGCGGCGUCGUGCGGCGUCGGGACGCGUGUUGGCCCUUCGCCGAAUCCCGGUGGAGGCACCUGUCCGUGGUGUUGAUGGCACCCCAGCAACGGCAGCGACCCGGGUGCUCACCACAGACGUCCUCGCGCGAUCAUGAACAGCUCGCCGCAGAACACGGGCACCGCCGGCACCGGGCAACGGCGGACAACCGGUGUCGAUAACAGCGACGAGGAGGAAUGGAGCGGCGUCGUCGAAUGUGCUGUUCUUGAGAGAACUAAGUCCGAUAGGGUUGCACGCGCUGACGAGGACAGACGACGCCGGACGAUCAUAGUCGAGAAGAAGAACGGCACGUACGGUUUCACGUUACAGAGCUACGGAAUACAUUACAAGAGGGAGCAGGAAAUCGAGAUGGUAACUUACGUGGAUUACGUGGAAUACGACGGGCCAGCAUUCAAAGCUGGUAUGCGGGAAGGUGACGUGAUACUCUCUAUAAACGGCCACGAGAUGGACAGGGCCGAUCACAAGACCCUGGUGAACUUCAUCAAGAACUGUGAUACCAGAAUGCGGAUGGUCGUGUCGUUCGAAGAUUGCGUCAGAAAGGUGGAAUUACAUAUGCGUUACAUCGAGUUACAACGCGCCCUCCAAUCUCGCCUGGGCGAACUGGAGAGAUUGUGCGAGAGAGAACGGUCUAUUUUAAUGGGACGAUGGAAGACCCAUUCACUGCCAGCGCGCAAAAGAACGCCUAACAGCAUCGGCACUAAUCCCAAUCAGCCGUCGCCCUCUUCCAGCUUCAACUCUUCCACGAUUCAAUGCUGCCGGCCGGCAACCUCCACCGAACACCUUCUGCUUUAUAACGUGUUCGCGGAUGGGCGGCCGUGUCUUAUACCACGCAGUGCCGCUUGCCUCGUAACAGUCGGACCGCCUCGUUCUCGCAGCGACCAUCAUCACUUCCUCUCGAAGAUAUCGAGCGAAUCCGCGGUGACCUCCUUGCGCCACAGUUACCAUCAGACAAACGGUAUGAUGGGUACACCCGCGAAGAGCAAAUCUCACAAGCAGUCCUGCCAGCAGCUGCCACAGCCGCAAUCGUCCGCUGCUGCUGAAGGACCGUCGUUACAUUCGGCCCCCCAAAAUAGUCUCUGCGUCGCUUGCAUCUCCAGCGCGAAUCGCCGCCGAGAGCAGUCCGACAGCGUUAGUCUAGAUGCUUAUGAUCUCGCCAGUCCCUGCUGCGAUCCGAAUUGCGUGCCUAGUCGUCGACGCCGGGAGAAACAACGACGCGCCCGCCACGAGCAGGCUCUCCUUCAACAGCAGCAGCAACAACAGCAGCAGCAACAGCAACAGCAGCAGCAAGCCAACAUGCAGCACCAUCACGUUCAAGGACAACGAGAGCAACAGUCGCAGCAACAGUCGCAGCAGCAGCAGCCUAACACUCAUAGUUGCCCUCGCACAUCCGGCCAUAGUCUUCAUUCAAUCACCAGCAGUGACGUCUCGACGACAGCCGAGAGCGUCGCCUCCUGCUCCACUAGCCUCAGCACCGACACCCUGUACUGGGACCCGAGUGUGCACCAGCGACCACCGCCGUGCCUUCAGUACGCUAAACCUAAAUCUUGGGAUAAUCUGACUACCAAAGCCUUCGGAGGUUACGGCUUCGGUUACGGUUAUUUGGAUACCGUGACCAUCAAGACCCACAGCGCGGAACGUCCUGGUAAGGGGUCGUACAGCAGCGGCGGCGGUGGUAGUGGCAGUGGUGCCAGCAGAUCAAAGACACCGAUCGGUACCGUGCAGCGAAAGAACAGCGGUGCCAGCAGCAGCACCGUGUACUCUACGGCAACGAGCUCGACAGUCAGCAGACACUUCCAGCCGACCAAGUCGACGGAGAGCUUGCUGAUCCCACCGGGACAUUACCAAGGCGACUUGGACCAGGCGAGUCUGAGCUGCGAGUGUCUGGACGGCGGCGGUGGUGGCGGUGGACCUGGCUCGCGAUUCGUCCCGCUGGAUAAGCAUAAACGCGCCGACGAGGCGGCGGGAUACGUCCCGCCGACUCACGCGCAAGUCAGACACCGACGGUCUAGUCAUUCCGACGGAAAACUACGGGCUAUCAAUAACUCCGAAGUCACGCGAUUGUAAUAUCCUUUAAAUAUAUGUUGAGUCAAGUUACAUGCUAAUAAAGCGUCAAUAUAUAAAAUA
This is a messenger RNA of Vollenhovia emeryi, 2207 nucleotides long. RefSeq lists its product as uncharacterized. Gene Ontology annotation, molecular function: protein binding. NCBI's taxonomy places the organism in Eukaryota, Metazoa, Arthropoda, Insecta, Hymenoptera, Formicidae. Bases 177 to 2147 code for a protein of 656 amino acids. The transcript is spliced from 5 exons. The record is from RefSeq and is a predicted model, not a curated record.